AUGAAGUCAGAGCAUAGGUUCCGAAAAAAUCUCCGUCAGCCCCUACCUGGCUCUGAGCCGCCAAGACAGAUAUCGAAUGUGGCGAUAAGCAGGAAGAAAUGGGAGUUCUGCAAAACAACAGAUGCGAUAGUGAUCUCUAAAGAAAGGUCAGACGUUGCACUCACUGUUUUGCUGACCGAAUUAAGGAAGAGCCGAUUGGAUCUCGAGCGUAACAACUUCUCCACUAAAGGCGUUGCUGGAGUUUUUGGUGACAAUGAAGUUGCCAAAACACGAUUCAGAAGGGACGUCUCCUUUAUCGGAAAUUCAUUCUUUGGAUGGCAUAACACGUUAGUCACUCGCUACGAUUUAGUUCAAUGCUUCACAUCGCUGAAGGAAACCAGGUGUGCUGCGGAACAAAUGCAUGUUGUACCUGCUGUUAACGCGAACGACAAGAUUUCGAUUUACGAAUUAGCGAACUUUAUGUUAGGGCUCCUCUCCAUCACACUACUAAUUUGUUGCCUCGGAUGUUGCCUGUGUACAAGUCCUGAGGAAGGCGAUGGCGAUUCCAACGAUCCCUCGAGUUCACGAGAUGGUUGUGCGACUUCCAAUGGAACCGUAUAUCCGGGAAAAACUCAUCGAUGUGGUCAAAGCAACGGAUCACCGUGCUCUCCAACUUACCCCUAUCUAAACCCUGACUCAGAAGAUCCCAACUAUUACCUUCCAGGAUAUCCUCCACCUUAUCCACCUGCCUAUCCUCAAAGCUAUCCUUCACCACCUCCACAAUCACCUCCUCAAUAUUGUUCUUCUUCACAAACCCGUCAAAUACCCACAGAUUUACCAAGACUACAUGUACCACCUUAA
This is a messenger RNA of Ostertagia ostertagi, 840 nucleotides long. The record is from the annotation of a GenBank genome assembly. NCBI's taxonomy places the organism in Eukaryota, Metazoa, Nematoda, Chromadorea, Rhabditida, Trichostrongylidae.